Adineta ricciae is the source of this 402-nucleotide messenger RNA. NCBI's taxonomy places the organism in Eukaryota, Metazoa, Rotifera, Eurotatoria, Adinetida, Adinetidae. The record is from the annotation of a GenBank genome assembly.
AUGUCUUCGUAUAUUUUCAAAACAGUCGUUGGAAAUGAAAUAAAUCAAGUUGUAAAAGAAUUUGGCUUUGGUAAUGAUUCAAAAGAAGAUACAGAUGUCGCAAGUGGAAUGUCAGCUUCAGAGAUUCUAGCUGAAGAGAAAAAACAAAAAGCAGAAGCUGAAGAACGAAGAGCACGACAUGCAAAAAUUGAACAAGAACGUGUAGAAGCACGACAAAAAAUACGAGAUAAAUACAAUAUAAAAAAGAAGGAUGAACCUACUUCAACACAUAAAUCUGCACCUGCACCAGUAGUACGUGCACCAUCUCCAUUACCACCUGUUACUCAAAAUCAAGGUUUUGAUCCAAUUAAAAUGACUAGCAAUGCUUUUAAUAGUCUCAAAGUCAAAUUUGGAUGGAAAUAA